CAUCAGGCCUGGCGCCCUACGGGCCGUCCCGCCCUUGUCCUUGGGCGGCCAUGGCGGGGUUGGCAGGCCGGCUCGCCAGGCGCUGGUGCUCCGGACUUCUCCGCAGUGUGUGCUUAAAAAGGACUCAGCUGGCCACGCUUGCGGUCCCCACUCUUCUGCUGGCUCUUUAGACUCGUGGAGGUGAGGACUGAGCGUGUCUGCUCAGUGAGCGUCACAGCCUAGCAUCCAGGCCAGCCCCACGCAGGUCCCAGCCCUUGGGCUGCACGCGCGCAGCCCCGCCAUGCGAACCAGCCAGAAGGACUUUAACAACGCAGUGAACCAGGUGAAGCUCCUGAAGGAGGAUCCGGGCAAUGAAGUGAAGCUGAAACUCUACGCACUCUACAAGCAGGCCACUGAAGGACCCUGUAACGUGCCCAAACCAGGUAUGCUGGACUUUAUCAAUAAGACCAAAUGGGAUGCAUGGAAUGCUCUUGGCAGUCUGUCCAAGGAAGCUGCCCAACGGAAGUACGUGGACUUGGUGUCCAGUCUGAGCGCCGCCUCCGAGUCCCCCAGCCCAAAGGCACCUGCAGCAGACAGGAAGCAACCGGAAGGCGACAGCCUGGUGGUGACCUCCGAAGACGGCAUCACCACCAUCAGGCUGAACCGUCCAACCAAAAAAAACGCUCUCACCACUCAGAUGUAUCAUGACAUCAUAGCUGCACUUCAGGCUGCAAGCAAGGAUGAGUCAGCCAUAACUGUUUUAACAGGCAGCGGGAACUACUACUGCAGCGGGAACGACCUGACCAACUUCACGCAGCUGCCCGCCGGUGGGCCGGAGGAGAUGGCCAGGAGUGGGGAGGUCCUCCUGAGGGAUUUCGUCGACUGUUUAAUAGAUUUCCCGAAGCCUCUGGUGGCCGUGGUCAAUGGGCCGGCCGUGGGGAUCUCCGUCACCAUCCUCGGGCUGUUUGACGUCGUGUACGCGACCGACAGGGCAACCUUUCACACCCCGUUCAGUCACCUGGGCCAGAGUCCGGAAGGCUGUUCCUCUUACACUUUUCCCAAGAUAAUGGGCUCAAGCAAGGCGGCAGAGAUGCUCCUUUUUGGGAAGAAGUUAACAGCCCAGGAAGCGUGUGCCCAAGGACUCGUUACCGAAGUUUUUCCUGAUGGCACUUUUCAGAAAGAAGUUUGGGCCAGGCUGAAAGCAUAUUCAAAGCUCCCCCCAAAUGCCAUGAGAAUUUCCAAGCAGAUCAUCAGAAACCGGGAGAAAGAAAAGUUGCACGCGGUCAACGCGGAAGAAAGCAGCGUCCUGAGGGAGAGGUGGCUGUCGGACGAGUGCAUGAAUGCCGUCGCGAGCUUCCUGUCCAGGAAGGCGAAGCUCUGAUGCCGGCGCGGCCUCGCCGGCGCCUCCGGGGAAGCGUCGUCCCGCGGCUCCGGCUGUCGGCCCCCGCGCCCAAUAAAGCUCGCCUUCCUUUGGCGCUCAGAUA
Molecule: messenger RNA, 1463 nt
Organism: Dama dama (fallow deer)
Lineage: Eukaryota; Metazoa; Chordata; Mammalia; Artiodactyla; Cervidae
Gene: ECI2
Product: enoyl-CoA delta isomerase 2
Exons: 11
Coding region: 281-1360 (359 amino acids)
Molecular function (GO): fatty-acyl-CoA binding
Source: RefSeq, a predicted model, not a curated record